Neopelma chrysocephalum (saffron-crested tyrant-manakin) is the source of this 2478-nucleotide messenger RNA. It is a transcript of the gene PNLDC1, whose product is annotated as PARN like, ribonuclease domain containing 1. Gene Ontology annotation, molecular function: RNA binding; poly(A)-specific ribonuclease activity. NCBI's taxonomy places the organism in Eukaryota, Metazoa, Chordata, Aves, Passeriformes, Pipridae. Gene Ontology annotation, biological process: nuclear-transcribed mRNA poly(A) tail shortening. Gene Ontology annotation, cellular component: endoplasmic reticulum; cytoplasm. Bases 965 to 2374 code for a protein of 469 amino acids. The transcript has 16 exons. The record is from RefSeq and is a predicted model, not a curated record.
UACGGAGUUUACUGGCUUGUAUUCAACUUUCCCACAAAGCAGCGAGCCCAGCCUGUUUGAUUCCCCUGUGGAGCGGUAUCUGAAGAUCAGGCAGAGUGUUCAGCGCUUCACUGUUACUCAGCUUGGUAAGUGCUGCUCUGACACAGAAAGUGAUCUCCUGAGGUCUUACAGGUAACCAGCCUUUUGCCAACAGGUGGGGCCUGUAGGUGGCUCUAGCCUUAAUAUACUUGUACAAGACAUUUGUUUGGUUUUCCCCCCCCCCUCUGAUGUUUAAUACUGUCGACCUUUUAAUAUUUUAAAUAAUGUCAUGUCAGGUGAGCUGAAUACUUUUUACUGGUCUAAAGUUGAUUAUAUUUAAAGGUUGCAGUUAAAAAUACAGGGCUUUUAAAGCAGAGGAUGCAAGCAAGAAGCAUAUAAUGGCAGCUCCUAUUCAAAGCCAUAUCAUUUGAUAUAGUGCAUGAGUAAGGGGACUAUCAGAAGAAAAUGAAGGCUACUAUUUCUGAUACUCCUAAAAUAACAAAAAAAACCAACAUGAGAAUGGGCCUGUGGAGGAGGGCAUUGACAGUUAAGAACCAAUAAGAAAUCAAGAAGAAAGCCCCAAAAUAAUUUUAAAUGUUUUUCAAAGCCUUAGGGUAUGUAAGAUGUUAGUGUGCCUUUUAGGGAUUAACAGAAAAAAACCCAAACCUGAGAAGUUAAACCCAUGUUUCAGUACUCUCUGGUGCCCAUCUCCUUCCAAACAUUUUUGUAGUGUAGUUGGACCACAGACCCAUCUGUGCAUGCAUAGUUAGAGACUUUGAUCACCAACUCGCCUCUUGCCCAUUGCUCAAUCUUUUUUAUUUAAUCAAACUUGACUCCUUUUCCCACUUAGCAGUAAAGGCUUGUCCUUGUUCAGCUCUCAGGGAGCUGAGGAGUGGCCUGGCAGUUGCUGUUAAGAUUUGCACUGUGACAUUAGUGAGUGGAAAACAUGUACUUCAUGAGGGCUUCCCUACAUCCCUUAUCAAAUUGUACACUAUCUGUAGGCAUCCAGCUAAACUUUGCCAUCUCAACGGAGGUUUCUUUCUCACAGGGCUGGCAAUAUUCUCAAAAGAAAACUCAAACAAGUAUGUGGUGCAUUCAUACAACUUUUUUCUCUUUCCCUCAAUGCUGGGAGUUAGGGAUGUCGAAUUCACCCUCUCUGCGUCUAGCAUUCAGUUCCUGUCUCAUUAUGGCUUUGACUAUAAUAAGCACUAGUGCUGCGGACAGGGAUGUGCUGAGGAAAGUUAUUGAUGAAGUGACCUGUUGGAUAGCUGUAGCAGAGGAAGAGGAGACUAUGAUUCUGCAGGAUUUGAGUGACUAUCAUGUGCUUGAAGUUCAGCUGGUUCUGAGGCAGGCUCUCCAAAAUGUUUGGACGGAGCCUCUUGGAAACAAGAAGGUAAUGGUGAAAAAAGUGAGUCCACAGCAUCGUCAGCUGCUGGAGAACUCUUCCCGUGACCCCUGUCAGAUAGAGCUCAUUCUCCUGUCUGCCCGGGGCUUCACCAACCUCUUCCAGAUACUUGUUGAAGCCAAGAAGCCCCUGGUGGGACACAACAUGCUUAUGGACCUUAUGCAUCUUCACGACAAGUUCUACAAGCCCCUUCCAGAAAGCUAUGAGGAGUUUAAAAGGAACAUUCACAACCUGUUUCCUGUCAUCAUAGACACCAAGACUAUAACAAAAUCUAUGAAGAAGAAUUAUCUGUUUCCUCGAGUAUCUAGUCUUUCGGAGGUGUAUGCAGUUUUGUGCAGCAGCAGCCUAAAUCCCAAGGAUCCACUGUGGCCAGUUAUAGCUCUUGCAAGUGACUGCUCAAGAUAUGCUGAGAAGGAAUCUCCUCAUGAGGCAGGCUAUGAUGCAUUUCUCUGUGGUUCAGUUCUUCUGAUGUCAGCUCAUUUGCUACUGUGCAGAUCCACAGAGGAUUCAAUGGAGGCUGAUCCUUCUUUCUCACAGUAUCUCACCGUGUUAGCUGGGCAUGUGAACCACGUGAAUUUCAUACGAGGUGGUGUUUCAAGCAUUAAUUUUUCUGGGGAAGAUGCUCCCUGCGAUCAUCCCCCUGCCUUGGUUGUUCAUGUUCAAGGCUGGCCAGGCCUGAAUGAGAGACAGAUUUACCAGGAGUUUAAAGGUCUUUGUCGCUUUGAUGUCAGACGGCUUUCAAAGAACCAGUUCAUUCUGCUCUCCAAUAAAUACAAGCACGUCAGGCUCGUCCUGCGGGAUUACAAGCACCAUCCUCACCUGCCGGUUUCCGUCUAUCGCCACUGGAGGCACUCUCCGCGCGUGAACUGCCUGCUGCAAGUCUCUGGUAUUGUGGCACUGUGGUCUCUCUUGGCCUUUGUACUUGGAGGAGCUCCUAGCUGUUCACUCUAAAGGACUGCCUUGGAGAUGAGACAUGAGGAACACAGAUCUUGUUUCUUGUAUUUGCCCGUUUCAUUUCAUUCAAUAAACUAUGAGCAAAAAAACCAAACCUCAAA